Acomys russatus (golden spiny mouse) is the source of this 1540-nucleotide messenger RNA. RefSeq names its product KIAA1191 ortholog. The record is from RefSeq and is a predicted model, not a curated record. Lineage: Eukaryota; Metazoa; Chordata; Mammalia; Rodentia; Muridae. The transcript has 9 exons. Gene Ontology annotation, cellular component: cytoplasm. Bases 320 to 1228 code for a protein of 302 amino acids.
CUGCCGGCUGGCUGCAGUCUACCGUCUGAUAGCGUUUCUUGCGCACUCAAGAUGGCUUGGCUCUGCUCAACCCCACAGCCUCUUGGGCCAUCUUGGGCCUCGGAACCUCUUUAGUGCGGGAGUUCGGGCCGCAGGCGGCGGGCUAGCAGAACUUCUGGAUGGACCCUUCCUGGGAAGCUUUGCUGAUGUGCAGCAACUGGGCAGUGCUCCUCAUCAUUAACAUCUGUCUGUCAGCCUAGUCCCGCGUCAUUUCACUGUGGUGGCAUAUACUCAGCUCCAAAUUCUGUGUAGAAAAAAACACCUGGAUCCCAGUCUUAUAAUGGCUUCAAGACAGCCAGGAGUGCCUGCUCUUGCGCCCAGUGGGCCCCUAGGCAAGAUGUCCCUGCCCAUCGGGAUGUGUCGCCGGGCAUUCAGCUAUGAUGAUGCCCUAGAGGACCCUGCACCCAUGACUCCUCCUCCAUCGGACAUGGGCAGCAUCCCCUGGAAGCCUGUGAUUCCAGAGCGCAAGUAUCAGCGUCUUGACAAGACAGAGGAAGGAGCGGCCAGUGUCUCUUCCCUUGCUGUGACUCCAUCAACAGCCACUGACAAUUCAGACAACGCCCCCGUGGUGAAGGCUAAAGCUACCCAUGUCAUCAUGAAUUCCCUGAUCACAAAACAGACCCAGGAGAACAUCCAGCGUUUUGAACAACAGGCAGGACUGAGAGAUGCUGGCUACACACCCCAUAAGGGCCUCACCACCGAGGAGACCAAGUACCUCCGAGUGGCAGAAGCACUCCAUAAACUAAAGCUGCAGAGUGGGGAGACAAGAGAGGAGAAGCACCCUGCCUCAGCCCAGUCCAGCCCGAGCAGCACCCCUCACGCAUCCCCUAAGCACAAGUCGAGAGGCUGGUUCCCCUCUGACUCUUCCUCAGCCUUACCUGCCCCCAAUCCUCACACCAUGGAUCCUGGGAGUGGAAAUGACAGGAGCUCAGCAGACAAAUGGAGCCUCUUUGGACCUCGACCCACGCAGAAGUCUGAUCCUGGUUUUGCCAUCCAGGCUUACAAAGGUGCACCGAAACCCUCUCCUAUGGAGCUCAUGCGUGCCCAGGCCACACGAGUAGGUGAAGAUUCAGCAACCUUCAAGCUGCCUAAGAUGGAUGUCCCAACGGUAGAAGGGAAGAAACCACCACCUCGAGCCCAUAAUAUCAAGCCCCGUGACCUGAAUGUGCUCACACCCACUGGCUUCUAGUAUGCUUGCUGUCCAGGGUCUUCCGUUUCCCCUGGGCUCUGACAUAGGAGUGAUGUAGUUAACUGAGGCCUGAGUGACUUUGUGCAGAUUGUCCUUGUGUGAGAGAAACCAUUUUGCACUGCUUUCAGGUUAGUAGAAAAUGUCAGAGGUGUAGAGUGGAGACCCUAUUAUUAUUAUUAUUUUUAAAAUCAUUUAUCCCAGAGAAGGGACUCUGAUCCUUGCUCUCCUAGGUAAAUAGUGCUGGUGCGCUUCUGAAACUAAAGCCUCUUGAUUCUUUUCCCAUGUUCAACAUGAGCAGUGACAAAUCAUGAC